AUCGCAAAGUUUGUUCCCUCCGGACGUUCUCCAUUUUCCUUUUUUUUAUUUUGAUUUUGGUUUUUACCGGUGAAACGGGUCGAGGUACUAAUGAUGGCUUCAAACAGGGCUGCCAAGUCGGGUUUCGCGGCGGAAGCCCAACGAAAGAUCAACAGUAAAUACAGCGAAGAACUGGCGCAGGAAUGUCUGGAAUGGAUCAAGACAAUCACCGGCGAAAAUAUAAGCACCAACGGGGAUAUGGACAACUUCUACGAAAUCCUGAAGGACGGCACCCUUCUUUGCAGAUUGGUGAACGACAUUAAAGAGGGCUCGGUGAAGAAAAUUAACAAAACCAGUCUCGCGUUCAAGUGUAUGGAAAACAUAAACGCCUUCCUUGAGGCCGCCAGGGCACUGGGUGUCCCGGCUCAAGAGACAUUCCAGACCGUUGAUCUCUGGGAAAGACAAAAUCUCAAUUCAGUCGUGAUUUGUCUCCAAUCCCUUGGUAGAAAGGCCGGCAACUAUGGUAAACCAAGCAUCGGACCAAAAGAGGCGGACAAAAAUGUACGUAACUUCACCGAGGAGCAAUUAAGGGCUGGUCAGGGCGUGAUUAGUCUACAAUACGGCAGCAACAAGGGUGCUAACCAGAGUGGAAUCAACUUUGGAAACACUAGACAUAUGUGAAAAUGUUCAUCCUCUCAUUGAAAAAGAUUCCAUAAAUUCACUCGCCCCCCGUCCCCCUUUAUUUUAUUUUCACGAUGUACUAGAAGUAUAGACAACGUUCGUCGUACAACAAUCUUUCUUGUCGUGGUCCAAAUUAUUCUAAAUGGCGCACAACAGACACGGUCGCGCGUGAAUGAUGCACCAGAUGACUUUCUAUGCAUUUAUACUAGGAUGCGGUAUAGUACGCGCAUACCUGUAGGUAUGUUAUCAGGUUUUAUGUAUUGUUUUGGCGAAUCGAGCAAUCUCAAAUGUUACACAGCUAUGCUCAAAUUGUGAAAUUGAAGUCUAUGUCUUGGACAGUAAUGAGUAUACUGUUGAUCAGUUGUGAAAAAGAUAAAAAUGUGACUCACUGUUUGAGAACUCAUGUAGGAACAAAGUAUCCAAAGUUAGAUUAUGCCACUAGCAAACAUUGGACAAAGUGGCUCUGCAUUUGUUAAAUAUCUUGUAUAGAUUAUAAAACAGAGUUACUGGUGCAACUAGCUACUCUGUUGCUGUUACUGUGAAAACCCCUUACGAGUUAUAAUGUAACCAAAUUAUACUUUAAAAAUUCCUGUUAUACGUGAGAUAAAAGCUAUUAUAAUUAUUGUAUAAUGAUAAAUGAUAUAUA
This is a messenger RNA of Dufourea novaeangliae, 1306 nucleotides long. It is a transcript of the gene Chd64, whose product is annotated as myophilin. Lineage: Eukaryota; Metazoa; Arthropoda; Insecta; Hymenoptera; Halictidae. The transcript has 4 exons. The coding region runs from base 91 to 660 and encodes 189 amino acids. The record is from RefSeq and is a predicted model, not a curated record. Gene Ontology annotation, molecular function: protein binding.